Molecule: messenger RNA, 1974 nt
Organism: Aspergillus pseudonomiae
Lineage: Eukaryota; Fungi; Ascomycota; Eurotiomycetes; Eurotiales; Aspergillaceae
Exons: 3
Coding region: 1-1974 (657 amino acids)
Molecular function (GO): zinc ion binding
Source: RefSeq, a predicted model, not a curated record
AUGAACGACCCUUCACUGGCAGCCGGCAACAUGACUAGCACAAGUUCAACACCCGGCCAGAGGCCCGUCUCGAAAGCCGAAAGCUCAAAUCCCCGCGAAUUCCAGAUAAACCAGCUGAGGCGACGCUUUCGUCCGGCUGAGAGCACGGAUGGUGUGGGCACAACGCUGACAUUUGGGAUGGCUCCUUCGGACCCGGACUUUCCCUUCGAAAUGGACAAGCUGCAAUGCGUUUUGCAUGUGCCUCUAUCAUAUCCUGGUCGUCAGAGACCCACUCUGAAAGUGACCAAUUCCGAAAUGGGCAGCGCUUUUCAGGAUAAUGUUGCGCGGGGAUUCGACGACAUUGUCGACAGCACCCUGAGGAGUGGUGGCCGUGCGACCUUGUUAACCUGGAUGAAUACGCUAGACCGACACCUUGAGCGUUUACUCACGACUACGGAAAGAGGUCCCACGCUGAAGUUUGUACCAAAUGUGGGUGGCAAGCAGAAGCCAGAGAGCCAAUCGAUUGUGGAAGGGGUGAAAUCCUUGGCCGUUUCUACUCCAGCGAGUAAGCAAGACACGGAACCAAAGCCGUUGUCUGUGCCAGAGGUUCCCUCUCGGGUAUAUACCGCAGAGGAGAAAUCACAAGCUGAGAAGAGGAGGACUGUGGAGACUAAACAAAUCGAAGCUCGUCUUGGAAGACUACCUUUGUUUCAGAAAUCAAAAGAUGGGCUUUCGUUUGUGAUUCCUAUACAGCCUCCCAAACCCGACCGACUACCGAUUCCGAUCCGUUCUGUGAAAACAGUCAAGUUAUCGGUGCCCCCUUUGUACCCACUAGAACAGAGCUCUGUUGAGCUCCAAGGUGUUGAUCGUGCAGAAGCGCGGCCUGUCGAAGUGGGGUUUGCGCAGUGGGUUGAAGGAAAUUCAAAAUUGAAUCUCAUGUCGCAAAUCAAUUACCUGACGGCCAAUAUGCAUAACUUCGCCAAAACGCCGCUUGAGAUUCCCCAGGAGACUAUUCCUGAUGCAUCACCUGAAUCGCAUACCGACUCUAAAGCCCCUGAAGAUAUAUCGACGACAACAAAUGGCUCGACACUAGAAGACAAACCUCACGUCCAUGUCGUUCCACGACCUCCAGAAUGGACAGUGGGUGAGCGCAGCAGCGAGAGCGAAGGUACGGACAUGACCGAGUCUGAAGAUGACUUCACAGGCGAAGAUGAAGAAGAUGGCGGAGCCCCAGUACCAGCGCUCCCGGAAACCACUGUAGAACGUGGUGUUGCCUUGUCUUUCCCCUUCUUGGAAUUAUAUGGAAUUGAACUCUUAGAGCUUGUCGGCCUCUCAAUCACGAUCAAAUGUGAUCGAUGCAAGGAGCAGAUGGACGUAAAGAACGUCCCUCAGGCCAAGGACAAAGCUGAUGCAUUGUCGCCCAAAGUUGAGUCGUGCAAGAAAUGUGCCAACACUAUGAGUUUUGGCUUCCGUCGACAGUUAAUACAUCCUAAUUCAAACCGCGCCGGCUAUCUUGAUUUGGAUGGCUGUACUAUCGCCGAUCUUCUUCCUAGCAGCUUCAUUCCAACAUGCGCUGAGUGUUCAAGCCCCUUCCCUGCACCCGGUGUUGUCGCAGUACGCGGUGAGAGCGCAUCGGCGUCAUGCCGCCAAUGCCAUCGCAAGAUGGUAUUCAAGGUCCCUGAAGUCAAAUUCCUCAGGGUAGGAUCAGCCGCAUUUACUUCUCGUAACCAAGCACUGCCACGAAAGAAGCCAAAGGAAGCUCUUGGCAUUGUUGCUGGUCAAGAACUCCCGCGCCGUGGUCGCUGUUCGCACUAUGGCAAGAGCUAUCGCUGGUUUCGAUUCAGCUGCUGUGCCAAGGUAUUUCCUUGCGAUAAAUGUCACGAUGCGGAGACAGACCACCCCAACGAACACGCGAACCGUAAACAAGCCUUUGAAAACAAUCGAAGGCAGCAUGUACAUACAAGACUACCGCAUUCAUACAAAAACACUUCUUGA